This is a messenger RNA of Erigeron canadensis, 1157 nucleotides long. RefSeq names its product interactor of constitutive active ROPs 2, chloroplastic-like. Lineage: Eukaryota; Viridiplantae; Streptophyta; Magnoliopsida; Asterales; Asteraceae. Bases 1 to 1008 code for a protein of 335 amino acids. The transcript is spliced from 3 exons. The record is from RefSeq and is a predicted model, not a curated record.
AUGCAACAUCCUAAGACAAGAAGUGGCACUAUAGGAACCGGUACGAAACUGAAGACCUCGGGAGGGAUUCGGGACAACAGUUCUUCCCGAAGUUUGACCACCAGAAGUCCUAAUGGUGUUGACCACCGGUUACAACGUGCUCCAACAUCUGAGAUACUGCAGAAAAAACGUGUUGGCAAACAACCUGAAUUAGAAAUUCAGUUAGCCCGGCUUCAAGAAGAGCUCAAGAAAACAAAGGGCCAGCUGAAUGAAUCCGAGUCAUGCACAAAGCGUGCUUACCAGGAAGCCGAAGAAGCCAAAAGGCAACUCGCAGCUAUGUCAGCCAAACUUGAUGACACACAACUUCAACUCGACGAACUUUGGGCGUCUGAAGAAUCUCGAAUUCAAGAACUAAGGAAAAUCUCACAAGACCGAGACCGGGCUUGGGAGUCUGAACUUAAAGCUGUCCAAAGACACUUAUCGGUUGCUUUAAACGAAAACCAUAAACUCAAUGUUCGUUUACAAGAAAUGGCUGAAUCUGAAGCGGCCCAGUCUAGUCAUGCUGAGUCAGCUCAUGAUGAGGUACUUACAUUAAGGUCAGAACUUUCGGAAACGGUCAAUGUAGUUGAAGAACUUAAAAACCAGUUAAACGAAUCAAAAGAUUCCGAGUCACGAGCUUUAGAGCUUGUAAGCCAAACUAGAGAGCAACUAGAAAUGAUAAAAUCGGAAAAAGCUGAAGCAGAGAGGGUCGAGCAGUUGGGAUCGGCUUUGGCGGCGAAUGUGGAGCUGGCAGACGAGUUACGAAGGCUAAAAGUACAAACCGAGCAAUGGAGGAAGGCGGCUGAGGUGGCAGCCUCGAUGGUUUUGGGUGAUGGUGGCAAGUUUGUAGAGAAUUCGGAGACGUUUGAUAUUCAUGUCAUUGGGGAGAAGUCGAGUUUGCUUUAUUCUGAAGACACGGAAGACGAAUCGACGAACAAGAAAACGAGUACUGUGUUAAGGAAACUCGGGGUUCUGUUCGGGCAGAAAUAGUUACUUUGGAGUAAAAUUCUUUAGCUGGUGAGUUUGGUUGAUAUAUUAAGUUGUGUGUGUGUGUGUGUUUUUUUAAGUUCCUCGAGUAUAGUUUGGAUCAUUUAAUGGAGAUUAUUAUACAGUCAUAUAAUGUUAAUUUAUAUGUUCAU